AUGGCUUCAAAUUCUCCUGAUAUGGAUGAGUCAUUGGCGAAUUGUUUAAUAUGUGGCGGUCCGGAAGAAGACGAUUACCAUAUGGUAAGUUGCAACGAUUGCAAGCUAUGGGCGCAUUUCAAGUGUGCUGAAGUAACCGAAGCAGUUACUGAAGUUGACUGGUAUUGUCCUAAGUGCACAAAAUCGAAGGACGUACUAUUGCGUGUUCCCAAACCGAAGAAAGGCUCGAAGAAAGGUUCGUCGAAGGGUGACACGGACUCAGUUCGCAGCGCAGGUUCCUCUGUUGCCAAACAUGUUGAACAACUAGAAAAGGAACAGCUAGCGAGGGAGGAAGCACUUAAGGCGGAAAUGGAACUUCGAGCGAAGCGUCUCGAAAUGAAACGGGCACUUAUGAAGAAGCAGCUGGUUCUUGAAAAGGAGAUGCGCGAACGGGAAUUUCAACUAGAGCGGGAGAUGCAAGAGCUUCAGUUGAAGCAAGAGCAAGAGCUGCUGGAUCGCCAGUUGACUGCGGAACAAGAAUUCAUCUCGAAACGGGAUAAAAUACGUAAAAAAAUGAAUGUCAGUAUGCAGAAAGUAGAGACUUUAGGAGACAAAGCAGCGAUCGGUAGAAGCAACAAUAUCAGCAAGAAAAUCGAACUUAGGCAGGAUGGUAAAUCGGUUUCCUUAGGAAAAGAAAAAGUUAAAAGUUGGCUUUCUGAGCUCAAGCUAAAAAAGUGGCAAGAACAGUUAGACCACCAAGGGGGUGGUAAAGUUGCUGAAGAAGAAGAUGAAGAAGAAGAAAAAGAUCUAGUAGACGAAGAAUUGCAAUCGCAAUUCGAAUCGUUAGAAGAAGAGCAGAGUUCAGAAGAUGAAAAGAAGGAAACUUCAAUACCAAGUUUGAGUAUCGGUGGAUCGAGAAGGAGCAAAAACGGGUCCGGGACACAGGUAAUCAAACUGACGAGAAGUCAACGGCUGGCUCGGCAGGGAGUGUCCAAACAUCUUCCAACAUUCAGUGGAGAGCCGGAAGUGUGGCCAUUGUUUAUCAGCAGCUUUGAAUAUACAACUGAGGCUUGCGGGUUUACAAACAUAGACAACUUGAAAAGGUUGCAGGACUGUUUGCAGGGAAAUGCAUUAGAAGCGGUUCGAAGCAGACUAGUUCUCCCAGAUUCCGUUCCUGAUGUCAUCGAAGAUCUGCGUAAUUUAUUUGGAAAGCCUCAGAAACUGCUUAAGACACUUAUGCUGAAGGUGCGGAACGCUCCCUCACCUAGAAUCGAACGUUUAGAAUCGUUCAUUCAUUUUGGGAUUGCAGUGAAGCAGCUUUGUGAUCAUUUGCUGGCUGCUGGACUUAGAGAACAUUGCAACAAUCCUAUGUUGAUUGAUGAACUGGUCGAAAAACUGCCAACCAGCUACAAACUGGACUGGGUGAGAUAUAAACGAGGAAAAAAUGCCACCACAUUGAAAACGUUCUCUGCUUUCAUGCAAGAUAUAGUUUCGGAUAUAUCUGAAGUAUCUGAUUUUUCUCCUUGGUCGUGUAACGAGACGGUGCGGAGAGGGAAAAACAAAUCCAGACAGGAGUUUGUUCACUUACAUGACGGUAUUCAGAAACCAGAGGAAGGAACACAAAUAGCCAAAGCCAGUAAACUGUGCUGGAUCUGCAAGAGUGAUGACCACAAAAUCCGGUAUUGUGACGAAUUUAAGCAGAUGAGCGUUGCUGAACGUUUGAGUGCAGUUGAGAAAUUGAAACUAUGUGGUAUCUGCUUGAAUAAUCAUGGGAAGAGUCGCUGCAACGCCAAGCUGCGAUGCACCAUGAAAAAUUGUGGUGGGAACCAUCACUACCUCCUGCAUCGGAGAGAAGAGUCCAUGCAAUUGAUGGAAGUAGCGUGUAACUCUCACAAGAAUUUGUACUGUGGAGUAAUUUUUCGUAUGGUACCGGUAAAACUGACCGUAGGACAAAUAAGCAUACAAACUGUUGCAUUUCUAGACGAGGGUUCGUCAAGUACACUGAUUGAUGAAAGGAUGGCUAAUCGGUUGAAGGCAAAAGGCGAAGCUGAACCUCUAAUAGUGAAAUGGACUGGUGACAUCAGGCGUCACGAAAAUAGUUCGCGAAAAAUUAAAUUGGAACUGUCUGCGAUCGGAGAAAAUGAGAAAUUCUUAUUAAGAGACGUACGUACUGUAUCGGAAUUAGUGCUACCGAAGCAAAGUGUGCGAUUCGCAGAGAUUUCAGUACGAUAUCCACAUUUGGCGGGCCUAUCCGUGACAGAUCAUUCGUCAGAAGAACCGGCAAUCUUGAUUGGGCUUGAUAAUCUGCACUUAUUCGCUCCUUUAGAAUCACGAGUUGGAAAAGGUGAUGAACCAAUAGCCGUGCGUUCUAAGCUCGGCUGGACGAUAUAUGGCCCACAACAGCGAAAAUCGAGUGCUGAAACGUUUCUCAAUCUCCAUUCGGUUACUCAAGCAAGUAACCAAGAACUUCAUGACAUGAUCCGGACACAGUACACGUUGGAUGAAGCAGGAGUUACUUCGUUCGGCGUUCCGGAAUCGGCGGAGGAUCAACGAGCUCGAGCGAUUCUUCAAUCGACAACGACCCGGAUAGGCAAUCGUUUCCAAACAGGACUUCUGUGGCGAGAAGACGAACGACAAUUUCCUGACAGUUAUUCGAUGGCCGUACGUAGAAUGAAAGCGUUGGAAAAAAGGCUGGAAAAAGAUCCUGAAUUGAAGCAAAAUGUGUACAAACAGAUUAGUGAAUACCAAGUGAAAGGUUAUGCACACAAGGUUACGAAGCAAGAGUUGAUGGAAGUACCGCGCUCAGCGGUCUGGUAUUUGCCGCUCAACGUUGUGUUAAAUCCACGGAAGCCAAACAAGGUCCGCCUUGUGUGGGACGCUGCGGCAGCUGUCAAUGGAGUGUCGCUAAAUUCGGAGUUGUUAAAGGGACCGGAUAUGUUGGUGUCACUUCCGGGAGUACUGUGUAGCUUUCGGGAAAGGCCAAUAGCAUACGGAGGGGACAUUGCCGAAAUGUACCACCAAAUCCAUGUCAGGCCUGAAGAUAAAUCAGCACAACGUUUUCUGUUCCGUACCAGUCUAGAUGAAACACCACAAGUGUAUGUAAUGGAUGUGCUGACGUUUGGUUCUACAUCUUCGCCCUGCUCAGCUCAAUUCGUAAAGAAUGUGAAUGCAGAACGAUUCUUAGAGGCAUAUCCUGAUGCAGCGAAGGCGGUCAUAAAUCGUCACUAUGUAGACGACUAUUAUGAUAGCGCAGACACGGUCGAGGAUGCGGUUAGAAUUGCGAAAGAGGUGCAGCACAUUCACGAUCAAGGAGGUUUCCAUAUUAGAAAUUGGGUGUCAAAUUCCAGUGCGUUUUUAGAGAAAAUGGGCGAACGGAAAGCUGAUAAAAUUGUGCGCUUUGACCAAGAUACAAGUACGGACUACGAACGUAUUCUAGGCAUCGUAUGGACACCAAAACAGGAUGUUUUCGUGUUUGCUACAUCGUCUAACAUUGGACUGCAAGUAAUUGUUCAGAGCGAUGAACGCCCGACCAAAAGAAAGGUAUUACGCAAAAACAUGCGAGAUUGA
Messenger RNA from Malaya genurostris, 3546 nucleotides. RefSeq lists its product as uncharacterized. Bases 1 to 3546 code for a protein of 1181 amino acids. The transcript has a single exon. NCBI's taxonomy places the organism in Eukaryota, Metazoa, Arthropoda, Insecta, Diptera, Culicidae. The record is from RefSeq and is a predicted model, not a curated record.